Puntigrus tetrazona (Sumatra barb) is the source of this 5804-nucleotide messenger RNA. RefSeq names its product mitogen-activated protein kinase 8 interacting protein 3 (gene mapk8ip3). The record is from RefSeq and is a predicted model, not a curated record. Gene Ontology annotation, molecular function: kinesin binding; signaling receptor complex adaptor activity; MAP kinase scaffold activity. The coding region runs from base 1037 to 4960 and encodes 1307 amino acids. Gene Ontology annotation, cellular component: cytoplasm. Gene Ontology annotation, biological process: vesicle-mediated transport. Lineage: Eukaryota; Metazoa; Chordata; Actinopteri; Cypriniformes; Cyprinidae. The transcript is spliced from 33 exons.
GAUCGCAGUCCCUUAUAACGCCGCGUGGGGGCUGGAGAGCAACAUGAUGCAAUCUGUGAUGGGCUUGGCGAGAACUUUUGCGGUCGGCCCUAAAAAAAGAUUGUUUCUGUGAUGCUCUAAACCGAUUAUGUUCAACCGGGGAAAGUGACCUCACGAGCGUGAUUCCCCGGGCCCCUGGUUUAUUGGCUUCUGUGUCGAUUAAAAAAAAAAGCUCGUUAAAAGUAAAAAAAAUAUGUAUUAAUCAGUGCACUAAUGCUCGUGUUAAACGCUUGUCCGCUGCAUCGGAUACAUUAAAUGGCAUAAUUCAUAUCGUUAAUGGUUGUUGGAGCACAUCGGCGAUGAGACAUGGCGCUGUGACGUCAGCUGCCCCCUCCAUCAUCAUCAUCAUCACCAUCAUCAUCGUCAGUGUGCGAGAGUCACCGACGGAAACGGCAUCACGCGCCGCCGGAUUGAUCGGUAAAGCCAAAAACGACCAGCCUCGCACAACGCUCCGUUUGUCAGUGACAGCGCAAGCCCACAGGCGCAUCGCCCGCCAGCUAUUUAUUCGCGUAUUUAUUUAUUCAUACCCGGGUGUUUUUCUCCUCCGUUGAUUCGUCGGUAAUGGCUGGGCUCGCGAGCUGCGGCUGUUGAGAGGCAGGUGCAUCGUCGGAGCGACUCUCGCUGGGCGUGAUGCGGUGCGAUGCGAUGGGUUCGGCUCCAGCGCAGCGAUGAGACGGACGCAAGCGGAGGAUCGCCAUCGAGCGGCGAGGCGCGUGUGAUCGAGCCGCCGACGCUGUGGCGCAGGAGCACCGGCGGCGAAGAGGGCUCGUCCCCUCCCGAGCGCUCCGUCUGAUCGACAAAUACUGAAUAUUAAGGUGUUCGUGCGUCCCGAAAUCCGGCUAUCGCUGGUGCGAGCGGGCCGUGGAGCCAAGCGGCAUCAUGUGCACCUGAUGACAUUGUCAUGAACUCGUAGAAGCCGUUUCGCCAUUUCGAUUCGCGUCUCCGGUGUCUAAUUUACUCCUUCUCUAGCAACGAGCCCCGACCGAACGCCGCCAGGAUGAUGGAGCUGGACGAGGUGGUGUACCAGGAUGACUACGGGGCCGUGUCCGUCAUGUCCGAGCGGGUGUCGGGCCUGGCCAGCAGCAUUUACCGCGAGUUUGAGCGCCUCAUCAAGAGCUACGACGAGGAGGUGGUGAAGGAGCUGAUGCCGCUGGUGGUCAACGUCCUGGAGAACCUCGACUCGGUGCUAACGGAGAACCAGGAGCACGAGGUGGAGCUGGAGCUCCUCAAGGAGGACAACGAGCAGCUCAUCACGCAGUACGAACGGGAGAAAGCGCUGCGCAAACAGGCGGAGGAGAAGUUCAUUGAAUUUGAAGAUGCCUUGGAGGCAGACAAGAAGGAGUUGCAGACCAUGGUGGAGACUUUGGAGCUACAAACAAAACAACUCGAGCUGAAGACCAAGAACUAUGCCGACCAGAUCUCUCGUCUGGAAGAACGAGAAUCAGACAUGAAGAAAGAGUAUAAUGCCCUUCACCAGCGCCAUACAGAGAUGAUACAGACAUAUGUGGAACACAUUGAGCGCUCAAAGAUGCAACAGUCAGGCAGCAAUCAGUCCGAGUCUACUGGCUGUGGACGGACUCAACGACACAACUGGAGGAAAAGUAAAACAGAUCGCCCCCCAUCACUGAGUUUGUUUCCUGGCGGAGAUGGCAUGGUACGUGGGGGUCCUGGGGGGGCUAGAAUGGUUUCGUCAGACGUCUGGCAUUCCAGUGAUCUCAGCAGACCUGUCUACGCCCCUGGCUACCAGGAGGAUGGCUCAGAUUCAGACUCGGUCGCAGCCACACCCAGCAGCACAGGGAGCAAAUCAAACACUCCCACCUCGUCUGUUCCCUCGGCAACAGUCACCCCUCUGAAUGAUGGGCUGGUAUCGGUGGGAGGGUUCGACGCACCCCGGGGGCCACGCCACAAGAAUGCAAAGCGUCUUAGUAGAAACAUGGAGGUGCAGGUCUCUCAGGAAACCAGAAACGUCAGCAUUGGUAUGGGCAGUAGUGACGAAUGGUCGGAGUUUCAGGAAAUCAUAGACUCAACACCAGAGCUAGAUAUGUGCUUGGACCCUCGAAUCUUCGGAGGAGGAAACAGUCCUUCUCAGGGCAUAGUGAAUGAGGCAUUCGGCAUCAACACAGACUCUCUGUACCACGAGAUCAAAGACGCCAAGUCUGACAUCAUCGGUGAUGUGGACGCAGGAGCGGAGCUUCUCGGGGAAUUCUCAGUCCGGGAUGAUUUCUUUGGUAUGGGGAAAGAGGUGGAAAAUCUACUAACAGAGAACAAACAACUACUGGAGACCAAGAAUGCCCUGAAUAUUGUGAAGAAUGACCUGAUUGCUAAAGUGGAUGAGCUGUCGAGCGAACAGGAAGUUCUCCGGGAAGAGCUGGAAACUGUGAAACAGUCCAAGAGCAAAGUGGACCAGAGAGUGAAAGAACUGGAGGAGGAGCUAAAGAGGUUGAGAGCUGAAGCUUUAGGAGCAUCUCAGGACUCUAAAGAUGAGGGUGGAGAGGAUGACGAUGUGGCCAUGACGCAGAGGCGACGGUUCACUCGUGUAGAGAUGGCCCGCGUGCUGAUGGAGCGCAACCAGUACAAGGAGAGACUGAUGGAGCUUCAGGAAGCUGUGCGCUGGACCGAGAUGAUCAGGGCAUCUCGAGAGAGUCCUCCUUUACCAGAGAAGAAGAAAUCCAUAAUCUGGCAGUUCUUUGCACGUCUCUUUAGCUCAUCGGCGAGCCCUCCUCCGGUGAAACGGCCGUACACCAGUGUCAACAUUCACUACAAGUCUCCCUCUCCUGCCGGCUACAAUCAGAGACGCUCACAGACCAUGUGUCAGAUCUCCACCUCCAGCUGCAUACUGGAGUUCAUGCCUGAAGACGAUUCUGCGCUCUGUACUCGCAGAGAGCAGCGUCGAGAGCAGUACCGGCAGGUGCGUGAGCACAUGCGCCGGAAGGACGGCCCCAUGCAGACCUGUGGCUGGAGUGUCCCGUCCCGACUGAAACAGAACGGCUCGCAGGCGGACAGUGCUCAAGAUACCACAGCGAAGAGGACGCAGGCCAAUGAGAAGGAGGAUAAUCGCAUGAAAAAUGUCCCUGUGCCAGUGUACUGCCGCCCUCUGGUGGAGAAAGACCCCAACAGGAAGCUGUGGUGUGCUGCUGGCGUGGACCUCACUGGCUGGAAGACGUCCAAUCAGGAGACUGUAAAGCCGUCCAAUGGCUCGGAUCCUUUGACUGGUGAAGAUGAAGGUGCAGACAGCAAGAGUGAGCAAAGCUCACCAGAGAAGAAGAAGCCUAAAGAGCUGCACGAGACUGACUCCAUGAGCAGCCGCGUCUGGAUUCUGACCAGCACUCACUCAGCCAGUAAAGUGGUCAUUAUCGACGCAAACCAGCCCUGCUCACUGGUCGACCAGUUCAAUGUGUGUAACGCCCAUGUGCUGUGCAUCUCCAGCGUACCGGCGGCCAGUGAGAGUGAUUACCCAGCGGGUGAGAUAUUUCUGGAGCAGCAGGCUGGAGACGGGGCUUCAGAGGAGAAGGGUGGAGUGGAGGGCAUGCUGGCGGGGAUCACCAUCGUUGGCUGUGCCACUAACUGCAGCGUGGUGCGCAGCAACUGCUCCUCUCGCACCGACACACCCGUGCAGGACCGAAGCCAAGCUCCUACAGCUCCGGUGUGCAGAAGCCUAGCAGUGUCCCAGUCUGCGGAGGAAGCCACAGAAGCCAUUGAGGUGUCCGAGGAGGCGGAGCCUAAUGAGAACGAAGAGAGCACGCUCGGACCUUUCACCGAGCACGUCUUCACUGACAACACACACAGUGAAACGGGUGCGCCGAAGGAGCAAGUAGCAUCAGCCCCCACAGACUCAGACGAUGCAGGAGACGACCGGGCAGGAACAAGUGCUGCCCCGACCAUGUGGCUGGGAGCCCAGAACGGAUGGCUUUAUGUCCACUCUGCAGUGUCCAACUGGAAGAAAUGUCUCCAUUCAAUCAAGCUCAAAGACUCUGUCUUGAGUUUGGUACAUGUGAAGGGGAGAGUUUUGGUUGCAUUAGCUGAUGGAACUCUUGCAAUCUUCCACAGAGCUGAAGAUGGGCAAUGGGAUCUAUCGAACUAUCACCUAAUGGAUCUGGGGAGACCCCAUCACUCCAUCCGAUGCAUGGCUGUGGUCCACGACAAAGUCUGGUGUGGCAACAAGAACAAGAUCCACGUGAUCCAGCCCAAGAGCAUGCAGAUCGAGAAAUCAUUUGAUGCUCACCCACGCAAGGAGAGCCAGGUGAGGCAGCUGGCAUGGAUCGGGGAUGGUGUCUGGGUUUCAAUACGACUAGAUUCUACGCUCCGCUUGUACCACGCUCUCACACAUCAGCAUCUGCAAGAUGUGGAUAUCGAGCCAUACGUCAGCAAGAUGCUGGGUACAGGGAAGUUGGGCUUCUCUUUUGUCAGGAUAACUGCGCUGCUGAUUGGAGGAAACCGAUUGUGGGUGGGGACUGGAAAUGGCGUCAUCAUCUCAAUCCCUCUGACUGAAACCAAUAAGGUGUCGCCCACGUCGUCCGGGGGUGUGAUCCAUGUAUAUGCAGAUGACAGUAACUCUGAGAAGAGUAGCUUCAUACCAUACUGCUCUAUGGCACAGGCUCAACUCUGUUUUCAUGGACACAGAGACGCCGUCAAAUUCUUUGUGUCAGUGCCAGGCAAUGUGUUGGCCACCCUGAACGGUAGCGUUUUGGACAGUCCGUCAGAGUCUCAGGGGUCCUCGGCCCCGACGGACACAGAAGCACAGAGUGUUCAGAACGUGCUGGUGCUCAGUGGAGGAGAGGGUUAUAUCGACUUCCGUAUCGGUGAUGGUGAAGAUGAUGAGACGGAGGAAGCAGAUGCUGAAGCUCCUCCGAUGAAGUCAGCGUUGUCUAAAGCAGAGAGGAGUCAUAUCAUCGUGUGGCAGGUGUCUUAUGGUCCGGAGUGACAUGAACAGACGCCUCCUGCCUGCCCCCCUUUUCCGCCCUAUAAGUCCGCCCCCAAAGAUGAAGUACGAGUCCUUUCUGUAACUAUGCCCCGAAUACUGUACCUGAGCUAUGUAACCUACCACGGCCUUGUAACUACCCCUUUAAAGUCUUAUAUUGACCCCGUUAGCCUGUAUUUUCCUAUCCUCAAUUAUAACUACCUGUACGACCCUUCAGUCCACCUUGUAACGUCCCCUCCCAACAAAAAACACACAAAGUUUAAGAGCUUCCUGCAUCUUACGACUGAAUGGCAAUUUCAGAUGAAAUAUAAACAGCUUAAACAAGUACCAAACUACGUUCCUGAAAGAACUACGCAGUUUUUGCCAAAUACCCUGACCUUUAUAUUUCCAGUCCGUCAGCACACAGCUCACUGAAUGACAGCAACUCGCCAUAAACUCACGUGAGUUCAGAGAUGACAGGAACCAUUUGUCGAGAUGGAAUACAAGAGGGGAAAAUGCAAAAGAGACCUCAAUAUGUAAAUACUGAAAAGCAGCACAGAGAAAUACCCAAACACAUCCCGGUCACAUUUCAUACAUAUGUAAAAAAAAAAAUUCAAAAAAAUAAUUUAAAAAGCUCGAAAACCAUUCGACCAUUUGCAGCUAUUUAUUUUCCAGCCUCGGUGAGAUGUGUGCUGACUAGCUCUAACUUCCCUUUGGGAUAAAGAAUGAGGUUAACAGCUAAACCGAAGCCUUCGAUUGGACGAGGUUUGAAAGAGAUGGACGUCCCAGUCGCCUUGUAUGUAAAUCAUCACUCUGUGUUCUCUGUGUGGUUAAGUAUUAAGAAAUAAACAUGUUUAUGUGCUGAAUA